AGAGAUGUUAAACGCUUGACACUCGAUUUGUAGUGCUCUUGCCUCCUGUGCAAUUUGUUAUGCUGACGAACACCGAUGUACUCAUCAAAUUCGUGCCAUCUUGGCACCCAGAGCUUCCUCAUUGCCAAUGUGUAAAGAAAAGCAAAACUGCUGACGAGUGUAACUUUCAGCGCAAGGAACUUGAUAAAGCUAACAGGCGCAACAGUGAGAUACCAAUGCAAGACCUCGUGAAUUUUGUACUUCUGGUGCUCGCACUCACAGUCAUGGUGCAGAAUGUGUCUGCUGGUAAAGUGCUUAACAGCCACUGUGUUGGUCUAGAAUAUCUCAAGUGCUUCAAAUCAGUGUCUUGCUCUAUUUUGCCUUGGACCACGCGAUCGAGUGCGCGGACCAUUAUGCAGGUGCAUCAAUAACGGCGCCGCACAUAUAUGCGCCAUAAAAAGGAGGUGGUGGUGGCGAACGUAAUUGGAGCCGACACCCUCUGAUGGGAUAGCCAUUCA
This is a messenger RNA of Rhipicephalus sanguineus (brown dog tick), 497 nucleotides long. RefSeq lists its product as uncharacterized. The record is from RefSeq and is a predicted model, not a curated record. Bases 60 to 410 code for a protein of 116 amino acids. The transcript has 5 exons. NCBI's taxonomy places the organism in Eukaryota, Metazoa, Arthropoda, Arachnida, Ixodida, Ixodidae.